GAGUCAGUAGGUUGUCAAUCAAGGGGAGUAGAGUCUAAGUGGUGAGGAGUGGAACCGCUGGUUGGUUGUGCACCUAUCACCAUGGUUGAUACCCAUACUGGAAAGAGUACUGCCCCCUCCGAGGCCGAGCAGGCCCGGAUCACCGCCCUUUUGAGAGAAAGGAAAGAGAAGAAGGAGCUCCUGAAGCAGGCGAAGUUAAAGGCUAUCGCAAAGGAGCAAGCGGCGAAUAAGAAGAGACUAGAAGAAGAGAUGUUGAGAUUUCAACAGGAGAAGAUGUUGCAAAUACAGCAAGAGGAGGAGGAAAGAAGAAGGGCUACAGAGGAAGAAGCCGCUGCAGAAGACGAAGGAGAAGAAGAAGAAGAAGAGCGCCUCGAAAGGAGACGCAGGGAAGAGCGAGGGGAGAGUAGUGGCACGAAGGAGGAGGACAAAUGGAGGGAAAAUAAGAUUAGCGAAUGGGUGGCUAACUUAUCAUUGGGAGAAGAUGAAGAGGCAUUGUUAUAUGUGCCGCAGGAGGAGAGGGAGGCGUUUGCCAUGGCUUUGGAGCUGAUGGAGGAUCCCCUGCAACGCCAGGCGACAGAGGAUGAGAAGAAGUUGGAGUGGAAGUUGAAGAUGAUGAGAGAAAAGAAGAGAAGGAGGGAGGAAGCCAAUAGAAUAUCCGGGGAGGUUGAGCGAGUGCGAACCGGCAAGCAGGAGCUGCAGGCCCAAACAAAGAUCCCUGCCAAGCUAGAUAAGAUGAUGGGCUUCUUGGAAGUUUUGAGUGAGGCCUGGCUGGGGGAGCACCAAUCCCGUAAGGGUCAAGAGGUGACCCUGCAGGCAAUGCGAUCCGGGUUCAGAGAGUUUGCGAGCGACGUGGUAACCCACGUUCGGAACCGAAAUUAGAAGAUUGAGGGAUGGCGUAGACAAGUUUUGUGCAGGCGCCAUUGAGAGCGCCAAAGUUGUGGCCACAAUAGAGGCCGCAGUUUGUC
Molecule: messenger RNA, 965 nt
Organism: Chara braunii
Lineage: Eukaryota; Viridiplantae; Streptophyta; Charophyceae; Charales; Characeae
Source: the annotation of a GenBank genome assembly